Messenger RNA from Patella vulgata (common limpet), 3382 nucleotides. RefSeq names its product nucleolar protein 58. The record is from RefSeq and is a predicted model, not a curated record. Gene Ontology annotation, cellular component: box C/D methylation guide snoRNP complex; small-subunit processome. The coding region runs from base 50 to 1582 and encodes 510 amino acids. Lineage: Eukaryota; Metazoa; Mollusca; Gastropoda; Patellidae. Gene Ontology annotation, molecular function: snoRNA binding. The transcript is spliced from 15 exons.
CGUAUAAUGUUUAUUAAAAGCCACGAGGUUUUGGAGCUGAGUUGUAAACAUGUUGGUGUUAUUUGAAACAGCGGCGGGUUAUGCCGUGUUUAAGCUGUUAAAUGAAAAAAAGUUGCAGAAAGCAGAAAAUUUGUAUGAUGAUUUUGAGAGUCCAGGAAAAGCCAGUAAGAUAGUGAAGUUGAAACAUUUUCAGAAGUUUGAAGACAUGACAGAGGCUUUGUCAGCUGCCACGGCUGCUGUGGAAGGAAAGAUGAGUAAAACAUUAAAGAAAGUAAUGAAGAAACUUGUUGCAUCAGAUGCCCAGGAAGAGUUGGCUGUAUCAGAUGCUAAAUUAGGAAAUAUUAUAAAGGAUAAAUAUGAACUACCAUGUGUAUCAAACUCUGCCAUCCAUGAAUUGAUGAGAUGUAUUCGAAGUCAGAUGGAAAGUUUAAUAACAGGGUUACCUCAGAAAGGGAUAAUGGCCAUGUCUCUAGGGUUAGCUCACAGUUUAUCUCGGUAUAAGUUAAAGUUUAGUCCUGAUAAGGUUGACACCAUGAUAGUACAAGCUAUAUCUUUAUUAGAUGAUUUAGAUAAAGAAUUAAAUAACUAUACAAUGAGAGCAAGGGAAUGGUAUGGUUGGCAUUUUCCUGAACUUGGUAAAUUAAUAACAGAUAAUUUAGCCUAUGCUAAAUCUGUCAAACUGAUGGGUGAUAGAACAACGGCUGCUACCACAGAUUUCUCUGACAUUCUACCUGAAGAGGUCGAACAGGAGGUCAAAGAUGCUGCAGAAAUAUCCAUGGGAACAGAAAUAUCUGAAGAAGAUCUUGAAAAUAUAAUAUAUUUGUGUGACCAGGUAAUAGAUAUAACAGAAUAUAGAAAUCAAUUAUAUGAUUAUUUAAAAAAUAGAAUGGUUGCCAUAGCACCUAAUGUUACUGUAUUAGUAGGAGAAUUAGUUGGAGCAAGACUUAUUGCACAUGCAGGUUCAUUGAUGAAUUUAGCUAAACAUCCAUCAUCCACUGUACAGAUUUUAGGAGCAGAAAAAGCUUUGUUUCGUGCUUUAAAAACUAAAAAAGAUACGCCCAAAUAUGGUUUGAUUUAUCACGCUUCUUUAGUAGGACAUUCCUCAACCAAAUUAAAGGGAAAGAUAUCUCGUAUGUUAGCAUCAAAAACUUCGUUAGCUAUCAGAGUUGAUGCCCUUGGUGAAGACACUAACGCUGAUCUAGGGUUAGAACAUCGAGCGAAAUUAGAAUUAAGAUUGAAAGCCCUAGAAGAAGGAAAGUCAAAGAGAAUAAGUGGUACUGGUAAAGCCAAAGCCAAGUGGGAUAAAUAUGAAAAUAAAAGUCAAAUAAGAACAUAUGAUUCAUUAGCAGAUUCAACCAUAGAACCAGUUGCUAAGAAACGUAAAAUGAAAGAUGAAGAAAAUAACACUCCGUCUAAAGUAAAAGAAGAAACUGAAGAUGAACCUGUAAAGAAGAAAAAGAAGAAGCAAUCGACUGAUGAUUCAAUGAAUAUAUCACAAGAAUCUAUUGGUUCUCCUAAUGGUCAUGGCGACGGCAGUGAAAAGAAGAAAAAAAAGAAAAAGAAGAUAAAAGAUUCUGAUUAAUUUUAGAAAUAUUUAAAACCAACAAUAGACAUAUGGCAUUUAUAUAGAUCAUACUUUAUAUUGUAUAUAUAAUGAGGAGGAAAACAGAAUGGUGCCUUUUGGAAAUUUGUUGCCAUUCAGUGAAACUGAAUUUUUAGAGGAUGCAUUUUGAGAAGACAUUGUUAAUGAUAUAUUGUCUACAGGAGACAUUGUUAAUGAUGUUAUAUACAGAAUGAGGAAUGUAUGCUAGACCAAUUUUGAUGAAACUGAAAGUGUGUAUAUAAACUAGUUUUACAACAGAUCAUUUCAUUUAUAUGUCAAUCACUGUGUUCAUCAAUUCACCAUUUUCACUCAAUUGAUCACUGUUAAUGGCUAUACUAAACAAGUAAAUGUUCAGAACAGACAUUGUUAUACCACAAAUUUAUCAUUUUAUUUUUUGAGAACCUGGAAAUGGAGGUGGCUGACGCAGACAUUUCUCUAGAUAUAGUGCUACAGUAUUUCUGCUUCUUAUUGACAUUCACAUUAUUAAAGGGUCAUUAUGGAAGAUUAGAUAAAGAGCUAGCUGUUCUUAUUAUAAUAUUUAAAAACUAGACAAUGUAAAGGGUAUGUGCUAAUAAUUUCAGUUAAAUUGCUCCACUCUGAACCAAGAUAUUAGCGAUUGAAUUUUUGGCUAGCCUUGAUCAUCAUUACUCGAGUUGAUAUUAAAAAAACAGUCUUGGUUAUCCAUUUUAAUACGCCCACAUUGAAAUGUGGCCGUAUAUUAUCGUAGCCCCCCCUUCCGUCGUUCCCGCCGUCCACAAUUGCUUGUAGAUGCUCAAGAGGCUAAAGUUAAUAUCCGAAUGACUUCAAAUUUAUACAGUGUUAAAGAUGCCUAUUGAUUUUUAGUGUUUUAUACACAGUGUUUAAGGUCAUGAGACGAAGAAAGUCUAUUCAUUUUCAGAGAUUUUCGAUAAUUACUGCCCGAGUUAUGGCCCUUGAUUCCAUCAAAAAUUCUUGUGGAUGCUCUAAAGGCUAAAGUUAAUAUCCGAUUGACUUUAAAUUUAUACACAGUGUUUGAGGUCAUGAGACGAAGAAUCCUAUUGACUUCAGAUUGAUACACAGAGUUUAAGAUCUUGAGACGAACAAGUAUAUUGAUUUUCAAUGAAUUUUUAUGACUUGAACAGCUAAAUCCAUGAUAUUAAAAGUUUCGUACACUAAACCUUAGCAUGGGGCAGAACUUUAUAAAAACCAAACAAAUUCUAAUGAUUUUCUGAUAAUUACUUAAUGAGUUGUUACUCGUAGUCAGAUUUUAGUGUAUUAUAAAUGUUUCAUUACCGAAAAAAGUAAAAAUAUGUGACAUCUCUUGCUGACUGACCGGACGAUUUAGCUGUUGCGGACGUAUGUUUCGUUGCCUGGCAACCUAUCUUUGGAUUAAAUCAUCAAGCUUUGAGCAGCAGAUCGAAUUCAAAUGAAAAUCUGACACAUAAGAUGGCCCGAGAGUUGAUUAAGGUCUUUUCAUGUUAAUAAAUGUCUAAUAGUUUAUGUAACAUUUCAGACCUAAAAAAAGACUUGCAAUAGGUAGAUUUACCUAGUUGCAUAUUGUAUGUUUAAUGCAUACCUUAUAAUAAGUUACUAUUAUUGAAAAAGAAUGUAGCAUUUUCUCGAAACUAACGUCUGGCACAGGGAUGUAGCCAAACGGACAAUGUAUUCAAGCAAAUACCAGACAUCUGCACAAGUAUUUUAUCAAACUGUUGAAAUAGCAGAUGUAAGGUUUCCUUUGAUUGAAAGAUUUUUUUGUUGUUAUUUUAUAUGAUGAAAUAAAAAAUAAACAAUUUGAACAGA